Molecule: messenger RNA, 3237 nt
Organism: Dichomitus squalens LYAD-421 SS1
Lineage: Eukaryota; Fungi; Basidiomycota; Agaricomycetes; Polyporales; Polyporaceae
Exons: 4
Coding region: 1-3237 (1078 amino acids)
Biological process (GO): protein linear polyubiquitination; proteasome-mediated ubiquitin-dependent protein catabolic process
Cellular component (GO): ubiquitin ligase complex
Molecular function (GO): ubiquitin-protein transferase activity; zinc ion binding; ubiquitin binding
Source: RefSeq, a predicted model, not a curated record
AUGUCUGCGUCAUCGACAUCUACGACCAGAGCUACCGGCCCAGUCCCCAUCCCAGUCCAGACAUGUAGUUUCUACCUUCAGAGCAGGUGCAAAUUCGGCGCGAAGUGCCGGUUCAGUCACGAACGCCCAUCGCAGGUAUGUCGCGUCUCCACGUUCUCGCCUCCUCAUCCUCUGACACGACCGACCUACCGAUAUGAUACAUCCGGCGUCCCUGCGCAGAACGUAGCUCCGCCUUCAGUCUCGCCGAGACCAGGACCCGAGGCGAACAAACCGAAGUUCAAGCGAGGCGCCCGUCCUUGCUUCGCGUGGGAGAAGACCGGCGUGUGCCCGAGAGGCGAGGAGUGCGGGUACGCGCAUGACCCUGCGAACGCACGUGUUGAAAGUGAACGUGCCCGGGAGGCGGCCUCUGCCGACCCACAGGACCAGGUCGUGGUUAGGAUGGAACGUGUUCUGAACGGGUCGAUCGCCGUCCGCGGGCAAUUGCAGCAUGCACAUCAAGAACAGGCUCGGCUCGCGCAGGAAAGCGGCCGUAUCACACAGGAAGAGCUCGCUCGUAAGGAGAGAGAACGGGCGUACACAGCUCAGCUCGCCGAGGAAGAGGAAGCGCGCCGCCGCGCCGAGGUGGAGGAGCGUCUCGAGCGCGAACGCGCUCACCGAGCUCGGCUCGCUGAGGAAGACGCUGCCCGCCGCCGUGAGUUGGAGGCGGCCGCGGCCGAGGAACGCUUCCAGGCCCGCGCGACGGAGGAGGCGGCGGUGACACUGCAGCGCGUCAUCCUUGGCUCGAUCGUCACCUUCGCCGCUGGGCUCGAGGUCCGCGCCGUCCUCACCGGCUUCGAGUGCUGCGCGGUCAAGAUCAAGAACCUCCCCGCAGACACUCGAGAGGACGAAGUCACCGAGUUCAUUACGCAGCAGGGGAUCGACCCCGCGCGAUUCCAGCUCGUCGGCGUGAAGAUGGCGCAGGACGGGAAGAAAGAAGCGGACGUUGUGACUGCUGCUGAUCUUGCCGAUCUUCUCUCCUGUGGACCCGACGGGAUCGAGUUCAAAGGCGAGAGGAUCGAGCUCCAGAUCGGCGCGUACAAUGUUCCUGGGGGGAUGGGUGCGUCGUCCGUCCGCGAUGACGACGUUCUCACCGUCUCUUGGAGAGCGCCUUCCAUCCGCUACAUUGCUGAGUACGACGACUAUGCUCGGGCACAGGAGAGGGCCCGUGAACUGGAUCGGAAGAUCUAUGCUGAGCGUCGCUUGCACGUCGAGAUGAACACACUGCCCCCUGGACGCACCAUCAAGGGCUUCAACCCCAAUUCCAUCAAAAUAUACAACUUCCCGACGUCGAUCACCGAGGACGACGUCCGGCUCUUCACUCAGGCAUCCCGUGUCAGGCCCCUACUUCAGAAGGGCAGGAGCAUUUGCUUGCCUCCCGAGCUCGCGUUCCAGCAGCUGUUGCGCGAGAUCGAACGAGUCAGCCCACACAACGUCGUUCUUCAUGAACAGUCGACUCGCGAACGCGGGAAGGACGUAGAUAGAAUCGUCUCGUACCGCAUCCGUUUCACCUCUCCCGAAGAAGCUCGCGUCGUGUACGAAGGGCUCUCCGGGCGCAUCUUCCCCGCGAUCUCUCCUAUCGCCCUCUGGCUCCGCCUCCCCGAGCCGAUGUGCUUCAACCUCAUUCUACCGAAAGAGCAGUACGGUGCCCAACGGGCGCUCUGGGACGCUCUCGUCAACUCAGAAACAGACCGAAAGGCGUGUGUCCUCUCUGUCAAGCCGGACGGCAACGUGGUCAGGGUCCGCCUCUCCGGGAACGCGAAGCAAGCCGUUGGGACGCUCAAGGUCCGGGUGGAGAACCUCGCCAGGGGUGAACCGCUCGUCGGCUGGCAUCGGUCCCUAGGCUUCUUCAACAAUCCAUUCCCGAGGCGUGUCCUCGACGAGACUGGCGCAUAUCUGCGUAGCGACUGGAGGAGACAGGUCCUUCGUGUCUACGGAGAACCUCGUGCCGUGGAACGAGCUAGGGAGAUGGUCAAGGCAGAGUUGGAGCGUCUCGAGGGGCUCGAUUUCACUGUCACCUUGAAAGAGGUUUCGGUCGCGUUCUUCGUACGCCAGGGCAUCGCGACUUUGAAGGAGCUGAUCGGGGAGGACGCCGUCACCUUCCACCCGUGGGCCCGCCGGAUCACCAUCAGUGGGGGAGAGGAAGCUCGUCACCACCUCUCCCGUCUCAUCGAAGAGUCCCUGCGUGGUGGGGUCAGCAUUGCUGAGGACGGCGAGCUCCAGUGUCCAAUUUGCUUCGACGAUGUCUCGGCGGCGUACCGUCUGGGCUGCGGGCACUCGUACUGCUCUGCGUGCCUCCGCCAUUUCCUCACUUCCGCUGUCGAGGGCGGCGACCGGUUCCCGCUCGCCUGCAUGGCCGACGAGGGGCGGUGUGGGCGCCCAAUCGCGUUGCCGACUAUCCAGGCCUUCCUCCCGCCGAACAAGUUCCUCGACCUCCUCGAGAGUGCUGUCGAGUCAUACAUUGAGAAACAUCCCGCUGAGAUCAAGCACUGCAAGACUCCAGACUGUAUCCAGAUCUACCGGGCUACGGCGGAAGGGACAGCAUCGAACGCAUUGCAGUGUCCUUCGUGCUUCUCGGAGGUGUGCUCUGGGUGUGGGGAGGACGUUCAUAGGGGUCCUACAUGUGAGGAGCCAAAACGGGUCGCUAGCUGGAACCUCGACGACGAGUGGAUGCGCGAACAAGGUUUCAAGAAGUGCCCUUCAUGCAGUACACCCAUACAAAAGACUGAAGGCUGUAAUCAUAUGGAGUGUCGAUGCGGCGCUCAUCUUUGCUGGGUGUGCAUGCGCGCCUUUGACGAUGGCCGCAGCACUUAUGCCCACCUGCAAGAAGUACAUGGAGGUAUUCAUGAGAAUGCAGUUGAGAACGCCCCACCCGCUUUGGCCAAUGUUGAUAUGAAUGAGCAGUACGAAGUUCUCCGACAGGCGGAGAGACUUCGGCUCCAACGACAGGAGCGUGAGCGUCAAAACCAGUUUCGUGGCUGGGAGCAUGACAUACUUCGUGAAGAUCGGGUUCGCCAACAGGAGGAACGGGCUCACCGUCAAGAGGAAGCUCGACGGCAGCAAGAGGCUCGCCAACGAGAGCUCGAUCGUGUUUCCAGGGAGCAGCAGGAGGAAAGACGAAGACGUCUUGCUGCGACUGGUGCGCAGGCUCAGGAAGCGAACCGUGGUCGUCAAGACGGUGGCUGGUGCCUCCUUAUGUGA